Suillus clintonianus is the source of this 573-nucleotide messenger RNA. RefSeq lists its product as uncharacterized. The coding region runs from base 1 to 573 and encodes 190 amino acids. The transcript has 5 exons. The record is from RefSeq and is a predicted model, not a curated record. Lineage: Eukaryota; Fungi; Basidiomycota; Agaricomycetes; Boletales; Suillaceae.
AUGAUCCACUUCGUACGAAUCUUCCUCUACUGCUUUCUUUUCAUCUUCUCAGUCAUCCUUAUGGCGCUGUGCGCCGUAAGGCUGCACUACACCUUACAUAUGUCGCCAGAUGAUCCUCUGAACGGAGGCAUCCGGUUUUAUGACCACAUCGUGGUUGAACUGCUCGUGACAUCCAUCAUCACCCUUUUCUGGUCCACGUUUAUUGCCCGGACCAUCCACGGCAGACACGAACAUCGUCACAUGAACACCUUCACUGCAGAGCUCGUUGGAUUAUUUAUCUUUUUCCUUCUCUGGCUCGUCGGCGCUGCCGUUGCCACACACACCGGCAAUCCACCUGACAUGUACGUCAAGUGGGGUAACCUUUCUUCCUGCUGGGCGUACAGCACGUGUAAGAUCCUCACUGCGCUGGUCGCAUUCGCUUGGCUAGGCUGGCUCCUCGUCUUAGCCCUAUUCGUGAUGUCAUUACUGUUCGCGAUUGCCAAUAAGGCAUUCCACGAUCCGAUGCAUGGGCGCUGGGAUCGCCGUGCCACCAAUUACGGAGGAGACUUGUCUAUGCGUAACAUUGUUAGGUGA